GUGAAGUGAUUUACAACAAAGUGGAUAGUGAUGGAUGUAGAUUUUAUGCCAUCUGUAGUAGAACAUGUAAGAUUGAACGAUACACUGUACAUUGUAAUGUUACUACUCCUCUAACCACUACUUCCACUGAAUGGUCUACCGUAACACCACGAGUUCCUCCAACCACCAGUCCUACCAUUCAUAUUCACGGUUGUACUUCUCCUUCUUAUCCUCCCCUACAGCCUGGAGAAACACACAAAUUAUCCGACUGUACAGAAGUCCACUGUAAGGGAGACAACAAGGUGGACAUAAUUCCAAUAUACUGCCCACCUGUAAAGGAAAUUACCUGUGCGAACAAAUAUCCAGCAAUACUGGUACCUGAUGAAAACGGCUGCUGUUACCGCUAUGAGUGUCAAUGUGUGUGCAGUGGAUGGGGUGAUCCUCAUUAUCUUACUUUUGAUGGAACCUACUAUACUUUCCUUGAAAACUGCACUUACGUCCUGGUGAAACAGAUUGUACCUAAAUAUGACAACUUCCGUGUUUACAUCGACAAUUAUUACUGCGCUUCAAAAGAUGGACUUUCCUGCCCUAAAUCCAUUAUUAUUUUCUACAACUCUGCAGAAGUGGUCCUGACCCGUGAACGUGUGCAUGGUGUGAUGACCAAUGUGAUGUACUUCAACAAAAAGGUUGUCAAACCAGGCUUCAAAAAAGAUGGCAUUUCUUUCUCCACACUUGGCAUCAACAUGAUCGUUCAAAUACCAGAGAUUGGUGCAACCAUCACUUUCAGUGGGAUGAUUUUCUCCGUGAAACUCCCAUUCAGCAAAUUUGGCAACAACACCGAAGGACAAUGUGGAACAUGUACAAAUAACAAAUCAGAUGAAUGCCGCUUACCAAGUGGUAAGAUUUCUUCCUGUCCCGAAAUGGCUCAUCACUGGAUCGUUGACAAGGACAAGUCAUGCCAUGGAGUACCACCACCAUUACACGUGACCACACCUCCACCAAAGCCUCACUGUGAAACACCUCCUCUCUGCAAGCUUAUCUGGAGCAAAAUUUUUGCAGAAUGCCAUGCUGUGAUACCACCAGAACCAUUUUUCAAAGGCUGUGUUUUUGAUGGAUGUCGCAUACAUGAUGAAUCAAUGCAGUGUUCCAGUUUGGAGAUAUAUGCUACAGAAUGUGCUGCUAGAGGUGUCUGCGUUGACUGGAGAAGAAAGACCAACAAUAUAUGCCCAUACAAUUGUCCAGCAAACAUGGUAUACAAGCCAUGUGGGCCCAUUAAUCCUGCUACCUGUGAUCCAAGCGAUGUUGAGCUUCCUGGCUAUGGAGUAACUGAAGGAUGUUUCUGUCCUGAAGGAAAGUCACUCAUCACUGAAGACAGCAUCACCUGUGUCAAUGAAUGCUCUUGUAGGGAACCAAAUGGAGUAACCAGACAACCGGGAGAAAAAUGGACAAAAGAUUGCCAGGACUGUGUCUGUGAUAAAAAUACUCUUAAAGUGCACUGCACAAAGCACGAGUGUCCUCUGACACCACAAGUAUUUUGUGAUGAACCAGGACAUGGCUGCGUAGUCAAUGAAACCUACUAUGCACCUGGAGCUGUCAUUCCAUCAGGCCCCUGUGAAGAAUGCAUCUGCUCUGAAUCCUCUUACUCAAGACCUGACCAUGCUACUGUCAGGUGUGAGCCUGUUAUCUGUGACACAUACUGCCCAGCGGGUUAUAAGUAUACAAAGAUACCUGGACAGUGCUGCGGCACAUGCAAGGCAGACGCUUGUAUAGUGACUACGGAAAACAACAUCACACGCGUACUUCAAGCUGGAGAAUUCUGGAACUCACCUGGUGACAACUGUACAAUUUACACAUGUGAAAAAUAUGACGACCAGUUCAUUCAAGUCGUCUUCCAGAAAAGCUGUCCUCCCUUUAACCCUGAUGACUGUCAUCCAGAUGACAUCAAGCUAUCUGAAGAUGGAUGCUGUAAAGAGUGCCACGUAAAACUGAGAACUUGUAUGAAGCACAAUACUACUACUUUCAUCAAAUAUCAUGGAUGUGUAUCUUCUGAACCUGUUGAGAUGACACACUGUGAAGGCAGCUGUGAUGCUUACUCACGAUAUUCUCUAGAGGCGAACACAAUGGAACACAAAUGUUCGUGUUGUCAGGAAGUCAAGACCAGUCAAAGAAAGGUGACUCUGACGUGCAGUGACGGAACCUCCCUGGAUCACACAUACACCUAUGUGGAGAAAUGCAGCUGUGAGAGGAGUGAGUGCAUUCCCCAUGACAGCACCCAACAGGGAACGAAGGCCCCUCAGGAACAAGUGAAUGUCUAA
Messenger RNA from Leptosomus discolor (cuckoo roller), 2294 nucleotides. Lineage: Eukaryota; Metazoa; Chordata; Aves; Leptosomiformes; Leptosomidae. The record is from RefSeq and is a predicted model, not a curated record.